AUGGAAGAACUUAAGACCCGUGUCCGUAUAAUCAAAAGCAAACCCAUGACACACUACAGCAAUCUAUGUCGCUCGAGCGAGCUAAAGACCGUCUUGUUUGAAGGGUGGAUGGCAAAUGAUAUCGCCUUUGGAGGCCAGCUUAUGACCACAACUAAUGUGGAAAACUUCCUUGGUUUCCCCGAAGGAAUAAUGGGUGGUGAGGCGGUGGCAAAGAAGCUGAAUUUUGAAGGGUCGAAAAAUUUUUGGAAUAGAGAGAUUUUGAUUUGUGCGGUAUGUGAUGAGGCUACUCCUAUUCUUAGGGAGAAGCCAUUGGCUAUGAUUGGAGGAGGGGAUUCAACAAUGGAGGAAGCUAAUUUUUUUACUAAGUAUGGAUUGAAAGUUUAUAUUAUUUAUAGGUGGGAUACAUUUAGGGCAUUUAAGAUAAUGCAAAGUAAGGCAUUGUCGAAUCCAAAGAUUGAGGUUAUUUGGAAUUUUGUAUUGGAGGAGGCUUAUGGAGAGAGGGUUUUAGGAGGGCUUAAAGUGAAGAAUGUUAUUACUCGGAGAGGUUUCGAAUUUGAAGGCUAG
This is a messenger RNA of Dovyalis caffra, 564 nucleotides long. Lineage: Eukaryota; Viridiplantae; Streptophyta; Magnoliopsida; Malpighiales; Salicaceae. The record is from the annotation of a GenBank genome assembly.